Molecule: messenger RNA, 945 nt
Organism: Adineta ricciae
Lineage: Eukaryota; Metazoa; Rotifera; Eurotatoria; Adinetida; Adinetidae
Source: the annotation of a GenBank genome assembly
AUGAGUCUCUCAUAUAUUCAUUCGAUUUUGAGUUUUUUUUCAAUUCCACUAAUAAUUCUAUUUGGUGUGAUUGGAAAUCUUCUAAGUAUUCUUAUAUUUACUCGUCCAUCUCUUCGUCGUUCGUGUUCAAUAUAUUUCUUAGCCGGAUCAGUCAAUUGUCUUGUAAUUCUUCUUUUUGGCGCAUUAACACGUUGGUUAUCGGUUGGUUAUAUCAAUUUCAAUCCAACAACAACAUCUCUUUCCUAUUGUCGUUUUCGUUCCUAUUUUGUCUAUGUUAUUUAUAACUUAUCUCCAUAUUUCACUGCAUGUAUCACAAUUGAUCGUUUUUGUUCAAGUUCUUCCAGUGCGAGUAUUCGUCGAUUAAGUUCUCGCGUAAAACUUGCUUAUAUAGUUGUCUUGAUGGUUAUUCUAAUAACAUUUAUAGCUUAUAGUCAUAUGUUAGUUGGAUUUACUAUUGUGAAUUCUGUUUGUCGAGCUCAGUCAGAAUUCUAUGCUGAAUUCUUUCCAUUUUUCACCACUGGGUAUUACUUUUUCUCGAUUCUUUUAAUCAUUUUCUUCGGAUUCGGUACAAUUUAUAACAUUCGUUCUCAACGUCGAAAAGUUCGCGCCAUAACAGUGGUAGAAAAUCGUCAAAUUCGAGGUGAUACUCAAUUGUUCCUACUCUUAUUUGUACAUGUUAUGUGUUAUAUAUCAUUAGCUUUGCCUUAUCAUAUUUCAUUAGUUAUCGGAGCGACUUAUUCAACUUUGCUUGUCAAUCCAACGUUUCAAUUUAUUCAAAAUCUGACGAUUAUUCUCUUAUACCUCAGUCAAGCGAUUAAUUUUUAUGUAUUUACAUUAACUGCGAAUUUGUAUCGAAAAGAACUUUUCAAUCUCUUACGAAAAGUUAAAGCAAAAUACUGGGACAAACAACUAGUCAUACAUUUCGGACAAAAUACUGUAUAUUAA